Molecule: messenger RNA, 2257 nt
Organism: Felis catus (domestic cat)
Lineage: Eukaryota; Metazoa; Chordata; Mammalia; Carnivora; Felidae
Gene: PRCP
Product: prolylcarboxypeptidase
Exons: 11
Coding region: 550-1728 (392 amino acids)
Biological process (GO): negative regulation of systemic arterial blood pressure; angiogenesis involved in wound healing; regulation of blood vessel endothelial cell migration
Molecular function (GO): serine-type exopeptidase activity; dipeptidyl-peptidase activity
Source: RefSeq, a predicted model, not a curated record
GGGCAAGGGGUGUGGCAGUGGAAUUGAGGCAGACAGGGCAUGGCGGGGAAAGGUGGGCUUGGGGAGCGCUCAAGGAAAGGAUGGGAUUCCGGCAGUCAGCUGCCACCCUGGCCAUGGGGCGCCACACUGUCCUGCUCCUGCUCCUGGCUUUCCUGACGCUUCGGGAGGUCAUCCCCGUACCGCUGGCCCUGAGGGCCCUCAGCAAUCUGCACAGGUCAGCCAGCUUCACAUCCCGCCCCGCUGUACCCACGAAGUACACGGUUCACUACCUCCAACAGAAGACAUUAUACAAGUCCCUGGACAUUUAGUGGACAAACCAGACAAGUCUCUGCCUCAUUAAGGCUGUUUCCAGUGAACCAGUUUCAUUCAAUGUUGGUUUAGAGAUGCAAGCUCAGAUUUCAGGUUGAUCAUUUUGGAUUUACUACAGAUAAAACUUUUAAACAGCGGUACUUACUAGCUGAUGAACACUGGAAGAAAGAUGAUGGAUCAAUACUUUUCUACACUGGUAAUGAAGGGGACAUUGUCUGGUUUUGCAAUAAUACGGGGUUCAUGUGGGAUGUGGCUGAGGAACUGAAAGCUAUGUUGGUGUUUGCUGAACAUCGAUACUAUGGAGAAUCCCUACCUUUUGGUAACGAUUCAUUCAAGGAUUCCAGAUACUUGAAUUAUCUGACAUCAGAACAAGCUCUGGCAGAUUUUGCAGUGUUAAUCAAAUACUUGAAAAGAACAAUCCCAGGAGCUAAAAAUCAACCUGUCAUUGCCCUAGGGGGCUCUUAUGGUGGCAUGCUUGCAGCCUGGUUCAGGAUGAAAUACCCUCAUAUGGUGGUUGGAGCUCUUGCAGCCUCUGCCCCCAUCUGGCAUUUUGGUAAUCUGGUACCUUGUGGUGUAUUUAUGAAGAUCGUAACUGAAGAUUUUAGGAAAAGUGGCCCAAAUUGUUCAGAGACCAUCCACAAUUCCUGGGGUGCUAUUACUCGACUCGCAAGAACAGGCAGUGGCUUGCAUUGGCUUUCUGAAGCCCUUCACUUAUGUACCCCAUUAAGAAAUUCGCAGGAUGUUCAGCAUUUGAAAGGCUGGAUCUCUGAAACCUGGAUAAAUCUGGCAAUGGUGGACUACCCUUACGAGUCUAACUUUUUACAGCCUUUGCCUGCUUGGCCUAUCAAGGUAGUGUGCAAGUAUUUGAACAAUCCCAGUUUAUCUGAUGCACAGCUGCUGGAGAAUAUUUUCCAAGCUCUGAAUAUAUAUUACAAUUACUCAGGCCAGGCGAGAUGCCUGAAUAUAUCAGAGACAACAACUAGCAAUCUGGGAACCCAGGGUUGGAGCUAUCAGGCUUGCACAGAAAUGGUCAUGCCUUUUUGUACUAAUGGUAUCGAUGACAUGUUUGAGCCUCGCUCAUGGAACUUUAGGGAGUAUUCUGAUGACUGUUUUAAACAGUGGGGUGUGAGACCAAGGCCCACCUGGAUCACUACUGUGUAUGGAGGCAGAAACAUCAGUUCACACAGCAACAUUGUUUUUAGCAAUGGUGAACUAGACCCCUGGUCAGGAGGUGGAGUAACCAAGGAUAUCACAGACACCUUGGUUGCGAUCACCAUCCCAGAAGGGGCCCAUCAUCUAGAUCUUCGAGCCAGAAAUGCCUUUGACCCCACGACCGUGCUAUUAGCCCGCUCCUUGGAAGUUAGACACAUGAAGCAGUGGAUCAGAGAUUUCUAUGCCAGUCAGAGAAAGAAGCACUGAGAAAUUUUGAUCACUUUCAGUUUCUUUUCUGUUCAUUCUACCCACGUUCCCAUUCACUUUGGUUUUCUACAUGUAAUUACUUUCCCUUGUUUGUCAUUAGAUUUGAUGAGGCAAAGGUUGAGAUAGAAGAGAGGGUGAUGAUGGUGACAGCAGCCAUCCCACACCCUGAAUCGUCGCCCUCUUCACACCACCCCUGGGAAGAAUCUCUUUGUGACAGCUUUCCUACACCAUCAGUGGCCCUCAUAACCGGAGCAGAGUUCCUGACUGCCUUUCACAAGAGGGAGGGUCACUUCCUUUGUUUCUCUGCAAGCAGAGCUUCCUCUUGGGUUUGAGGGUAAAGUCUCUUUGGUCCGUUUGUCACUCCCUAGCCCUUCCCUCAAAAAAGAACAGCAGAAGAUAGACAAAAAUGAUGUAAUUGCAGCUGGUAGGAAGGAUGUCCGAUGCCAAUCCAGGAAAUGGAAGCCAUUUCUUUUGUACUUGAUUUAAUGAUUUUGACUGUGCUGUAAAUAAAGAAUAAGGCUGGACCUUA